This is a messenger RNA of Rubroshorea leprosula, 913 nucleotides long. Lineage: Eukaryota; Viridiplantae; Streptophyta; Magnoliopsida; Malvales; Dipterocarpaceae. The record is from the annotation of a GenBank genome assembly.
AAUUUCCAUUUGACAUUUUUUUCCUCUACCUGCUAGUUUCCACCAAGUGUUUAAUGCUUUUUGCCAGCCCACCAGGGCCUACCCAUGGCAACUCCCUACUCCAAAUUGUACUCUCCUUCUACAGUCUUUCCCUCUCGAUUUCCAAAUCUCAUCUGUUUGGAUAGAGAGGAGACUGAUCCCACUGCAUAUGGAGGACCCUUUGAUUUCUCAAAAUCACGAGAUGGGAUUCCUGGCUUGGUUUUUGGGUUUUCAGGAUUUUCAUAUCUCAUCUGUUUGGAUACAGAGGAGAUUGAUCCCCCUGCAUAUGGAGCACCCUUAGAUUUCUCAAAAUCACGAGAUAAGAUUCCUGGCUUAGUUUUUGGGUUUCUCAGACUGGGUAUAUUCUACAAGGGGAAAAGGACCAAUUGCAGCCCGCCAAGCCUUACUAGUGCCAACCCCCUACCCCAAAUAGUUCUCUCCUUCUACAGUCUCUCCCUCUUGUAUGCCUCUAGCAAAAUUUUUGCCUAUGCACCGUUAAUUGAAUUGAUAAUUUCUGCUGCUGUUCUGUUGGUUGAUAUAGGAUUUCCAAAUCUCAUCUGUUUGGAUACAGAGGAGAAUGAUCCCAUUGCAUAUGGAGGACCCUUAGAUUUUCAAAAUGACGAGAUGAGAUUCCUGGCCUAGUUUUUGGGUUUUCCAGGUCUUCCUCUCCCGUAUGCCUCUAGCAAAAUUUUCGCCUUUGCACCUUUAAUUGAGUUGAUGAUUUCUGUUGUUGUUCUGUUGAUAUAGGAUUUCCAUAUCUCAUCUGUUUGGAUACAAAGGAGACUGAUCCCACUACAUAUGGAGGACCCUUAGAUUUCUCAAAAUCACAAGAUGGGAUUCCUGGCUUGGUUUUUUGGUUUUUAAGGUAAGUUCUAAAUAAUUCCUCUUAGAAUUG